CAAAAGGAAAAUUCAGUCAUUCCAAAAGUCAAGAGUUUCCGUAAUUUUCCAUGAAAAAGUAGAAAAAAAAUAUCUCCCCUUGGUGAAAAUUUCGGACUUUAGCGUCAAUUGUGGUAGCGUCGUGUCGUAGUUUCGUAGUGUCCGGAGAUAUUUUUGAUAUUAUUCUUGCAUUUACAGCUGAAGUAGAGAAAAACUUGCUAAUUUACCACUUUUGAACAUGCAACGUAACCACUGUUGUUGACCUUUUGUAAUAAGAAGCGUGACUCGCCAUAAAAUGCAGCAAUUAACGAAGUAAAAAAAAAUGGCUUCGUCAACGAUGAAACGCUCCGUAGACGAUCUCCUCUCCAGUUCGCAGGAAGUGCUCGGCAGCACGUUAAGCAGCGUGAAUCAGGCGUUGCAGCAAACGUUGCAACGUUCGCCGAGUCCGAUCCGAAAAACGCUUCUCGCUGCUUCAUCGCCUUCCUCGUCGACUUCAACGUCGCAACAACAACUGACAGCUAGUCCGCCGCCGCCAAAAGUUUUCGUCAAAGAACCGGAUGGCGGCGACAUUUUUCUGCCCCUGAGUCCCGUGCCGCUCGACAAAACUGACGCUCGCAGCACCACGAGCGACGACAGCUACAAACUGAGUCCCACGUUGCCCGAUGCCGUCAGUUUGAAGGAAGGCAAGUCGCCGAAGGGCGAAAAAGAACCGAAACACAGCAAAAAGGAACUGACGAUGGCGGAACGGGCAAAGAAGAAAAAUUGGUACAGCGUCUUGUAUCCGAGUUACAAAUCGCGCUGCGAGGAUUUCAAGAAACUUUUCAAAGAAGUGCCCGACGAAAAUCGUCUCAUCGUGGAUUACAGUUCGGCCAUUCAAAAGGACAUUCUUGUGCACGGGCGACUUUACGUGUCGCAGAAUUAUUUGUGUUUUCACGCGAACAUCAUCGUGUACGAGACGAAACUCGUGCUCAAAUGGAAGGAAAUCACGUCAAUUGUCAAGGACAAGACCGCGCGUGUCAUCCCGAACGCCAUUUCCGUGUACACGGAGAACGAAAAGUACUUUUUCACGAGUUUUACGGCACGCGACAAAACCUACAUGAUGCUCUUUCGCGUGUGGCAAAAUGCCCUGAUGGAAACCCCGAUGGCGCCGCAGGAACUUUGGCAGCAGGUGCAUCGCGUUUACGGCGACUCCUUGGGACUCACGAGCGACGACGAGGACUACAUCGAUCCGUAUGACGUCAAUUAUGCCGAAAGUGGGUCCGGUGAUAUUAGUGUAAGUGACGCGCACUCGUCCAAAGAUAAGACAACGACCACGACAACGACGACGUCAUCGAGCGGGCAACACAGCGAUUCGAUGUGUACGGCAACGGAUCCAACGACGACGACAACGGCACGCAAACCGACUUCGCUCAAGCUAUCGGGCAAGACGAGUGCAAAGAUAAAAGUGAAAAAGGGCGAGUUAUCGCCGAUCGAACAACUACCGACGGACUUGUCAGACACAAGUGAUUCUGAUACGGGAACUGGCACAGGCACGAAUGUCGAGUCGAGCAUUAUGGAACAGGUCGAAUGUGAUUCAAUGCAUGAAGGACGACAAUUGGUUCACACGAUAUUGCCGAUCAACGUGGACAACUUGUUCAACUUGCUCUUUUCCAAAUCCAAAUUUCUACUAGAGUUCCAUGAUUCGCGUCGCACCACAGACUUCCUGCCCGGCGAAUGGACCCUCAACGAGGAAAAAGCCAUGAAAUGUCGCUGCGUGAAACUCACCGUUGCCAUUAAUCAGGCAAUUGGUCCCAAGUGUUCUCACGUCACGGAAACGCAAUGGUUGCGCCAAUGUUCGCGCGAAGGCUCGCUAUACGCCGUCGACAUUGAAUCCGUGAACGAAGGCAUUCCGUAUGCCGACAGCUUCAGUGUCUUCUUGCAUUAUUGCUUGUCACGCACGAUGGACGACCACACGGUGCUUUCGGUGCACGCACAAAUCAAAUACAAAAAAAGUGUGUGGGGCGUCGCAAAGGGUUUCAUCGAACGAAACACCUGGAAGGGGCUCGAGGACUUUUUCAACGGGCUACUGAAGGCGUUGCAGAGCGAAUAUUGCAUUCCGCCCGCCAAAGUGAAAGCUCGUCGAACACGUCGUGGCAAUUCGUUGCAGAAAAAUCAGCAUCUAGUCGAUCCGAGUGCCGCGCAUCCCGCCGACGACGCCAAAAGCAAAAGCUACAAAGACAGUAUUCCGCAAUAUGCGAAGGCGCGCACAAGCAUUGUCACGGAAAAAUCCGCCAAAGACGGAUUUUUGUCGUCGAAACGUAGCCAAGAAAAGUUCCUCUCAUGGUUCGUGAUCAGUCUUCUUGUCGUUCUCGUCGCUGUCAAUGUCUUUCUGUACUACAAGCUGAAAAAUCUCGAAAGUGUCGCGAACGACUUGCCAUCCGAUUAUCUCGGCAAGCUCCAAGGAUACGACGAAAAUGGCGGCAAUGCGCCCGAAUCUCACGCAGAUUGGCUCAAGCUGCUGCAGCAACAGGAAAUCCAUCAUGCGCAAGAAAUGCAAAAGUGGCAAACGUUGUUACGCACAUCCAUUGACAUGCUAAAGAAAAUCGAAGACACUCUCAAUAGCUUGCAAGGUCUGAUUCACACGACGAAAAAAAGCUAAAAAAAAAACAACGAAUCACAAUCACACAAAACACACCGUUGAAAAAAAUUAAAAAAAUAUUUUUUUACACUUUUUUUUUUUACCAAAGUUAAACUAACUUUACAAAUAAUCCACAGAAAAAGGCCUUUGAAUUUUUUUUUUUUGUGAUUUUCUGAUCUCUUCUUCACGCCACACCAGACUAACUUAAGAUAACUGCUGUCAAUUUAAAUUAACAGAAACAGAAGCUUUUACAAUAUUUACCAAAAAAAAAACAUAAAAAUAAAUGUUAGUCACGUAGAUUGUGUGUUGAUAAAAAUUAGGACAAAAUUUGUUGAUGUACCUAUCUUUGGGAUUUGUUGAACUGCAAAAAAAACGUUGCUUUGUUAUCCUGUUAGAAAAAUGAAUAUAAAUUAUCCAAUAAUUACCCCAGUUGAUGGUAUAAAAAAUUAGAAUUAAGUGAUAAAAGAAGGAAAUAAAGUGA
This is a messenger RNA of Culicoides brevitarsis, 3077 nucleotides long. Its product is annotated as protein Aster-B-like. The record is from RefSeq and is a predicted model, not a curated record. Gene Ontology annotation, cellular component: endoplasmic reticulum-plasma membrane contact site; endoplasmic reticulum membrane; plasma membrane. Gene Ontology annotation, molecular function: sterol binding; sterol transfer activity. NCBI's taxonomy places the organism in Eukaryota, Metazoa, Arthropoda, Insecta, Diptera, Ceratopogonidae. The coding region runs from base 302 to 2617 and encodes 771 amino acids. Gene Ontology annotation, biological process: intracellular sterol transport. The transcript is spliced from 2 exons.